Molecule: messenger RNA, 777 nt
Organism: Stomoxys calcitrans (stable fly)
Lineage: Eukaryota; Metazoa; Arthropoda; Insecta; Diptera; Muscidae
Exons: 2
Coding region: 157-585 (142 amino acids)
Source: RefSeq, a predicted model, not a curated record
AAGCUGAUAAAUUGAUUGAGUAUUGUCGUGUCGUCUAAGCGAAGCGGUGGUUGUAAGCGGUCAAAAAAAAAAUCUCAAUAUCGUUUAACAAAUUUCAAAGAUUUUUUUUAGAAAAUCAGAAUUUAAUAGAAAAGCAAUAAAAAAAAUAAUAAGAAAAUGUUGAAAUUUGUGUUAAUAUUGAGUGUGGCAUUGGCUUUGGUGCAUCAUGAAACAGAAGCCUUUAAAGUGAUUUCUAUAAAUACAGGUUCAGCUCCUGCUUCUAGUACAGCCGCAGCUCCUGCCCUAGAUCCCAGUGCCCUGCUGCAGGGUGUACAGUCUGCCUUGGCCAGUAAACUACAGCAGAUACAGGCUUUAGUGGGAGCCUUGGUGCAGCAAAAGACAGCCCUGAAGCAAAAUGCUUUGAAUUCGCUGCAAGGCGCUUUGGGCGGUGUCAAGAGUCAAGUUCAAGGCUUAGUGGGUCAAUUGCGGCCACCCAUUGUUAUACGCAAACAGAUUUACCUGGGAGCACCGCCGCCAGCAGCCACUCCCGCAGCAACCACAGAGGCCGAUGUCGACGAUGACGCAGCCACAACCAAAAAAGAAUAGAAAUAAAAAACUAAAUUUUUCUUCCUUAAGUUUAACGACAUUUAGUGUGAUAAGAUUUUUGUUGGAUAUAAUCACGACCUGCGUACCUAAUCGAAGUGAAUAAUUUUUAUUUGCCUUAAUGAAGAACUGUGUAUAUACGAUAUUGUUUCGAAAAUUUUAUUAAAUACAUUCAUUCAAAUCAAAAUAAGAAAA